CUCCCUCAUAUCUUUCUCCCAUCGGUUCUUGUAAUACGGACUACUACGGAGAAGGAUUUUCAUUUCACAGACCAUUUCUUCGUCUUUAGGGUUAAUUCUCCCGCAGAGAGCUUGAAGAAGAACCAAUCGGCACUUGUAUUUCAUGUAGCUUACUUUCGAAUUGGCUUUUGUUUCGUUACAACCAGGAGAUAUGGGCAAAGUAUACUAUUAUUUACUAUAGUAGUCAUAAAUGUUCGAGAUUACCGAAGAAUUUUGAAUAGCAUUGCUGUGUAGAAGUACAAGAAGCUUGAUAUGGAUUUGGUUUUAUUUGUCACUUCAGAUGGCAGCUUCACCUAAUGUGGAGCUGGAAGCUGCAAAAUUUCUGCAUAAACUUAUUCAGGAAUCAACGGAUGAACCAACAAAAUUGGCUACUAAACUCUACGUGAUACUACAACAUAUGAGAUCAAGUGGGAAGGAGAAUUCAAUGCCAUAUCAAGUAAUAUCAAGGGCAAUGGAGACUGUUAUCAAUCAACAUGAUCUUGAUAUUGAGGCUUUAAUGUCUUCACGUGUUCCUUCUAAUACUGGAGUUCAAGCGGGGAAUACUGGAGUUCAAGCGGGGAAUACUGGAGUUCAAGCGGGGAAUACUGGAGUUCAAGCGGGGAAUACUUCUUCACCUCAGUUAACAGGGUCUUCACAAACAUUUCCAUCAGGGAGAGAUCAUGAGGUGGGUAUGUCUGAAAAGGAUUUGGUAGAUCUACAUCCUUCAAGCAGAUCAUCAGUUGUCCGGAGUAGUGUAGGUCAUGAUAGUCGUCAAGGAUCUCUAUCCCAUAUCAGCAACAAAUCCUUUGAGCAUGAAAGUCCCUCAAGCUUUGAAACCAGGUCGGCCAACUCUCAAUCGCAGGAAAGGCGGGAUGUAACUCGCAAUGAUAGUAAAAAAGCCAAAGGGAAGAGAAAGAGGGGCACUUCGUCAUCUACUGUUGAACCACAUAUUGAUAAUCCUGGUGAACGAACAAGCAAAGGAAAGUUGGCAAACCAGGUUGAAGCAACUGGGAAUUUGCCUUUCUUAGUUGGCGAGCAUGGGCAGUUCAAUAAAGCAAAUGACAGUACCCAAGUGGAUCAUAGCUUGAAAACUACAUACAACAGCAACUUAAUGUCUAGAGUUCCAAGUAUUAAAUAUCCUGCAGUAGAAGCUUCUUCCGUUCAGGGUCUACAGCAUGCAAGUUCUGGACCAACAACCACUGAUGCUUUUAAUUUCAGAAAUCCAUGGAAAUCAGCUGGAAACGUUACUGGAUCUGCCACCGGUGCACAUCGAUAUGUAGAACCGGGAAUCUCAAAUCCCAUGCAUUUCACGAGUGCUUCAUAUAAUAAUCCUGGUCCUGCAAAAAUGAAGCUGGAUAGGAACAUGGAGGCUUCUUCUAUUACAACACCUUCAGUUGAUCCCUCUGCAGCUAAAUCUGCUGCUGAUUCCGAGUAUUGGAAACACGGAGAUCCCAGGGUUUCAUCAUCAGCUGUUCAUAGUAGAACUGGGGUGGGGCAGUUCAUAUCAUCCAGUUAUGGAGAGUUGGCAUCUUCUACAUUGUUUGCUGGAAAACCUAUGGAGCAGGAUGGGGCUAUAUCAAAUGCAUAUAUAAACAACAAUAAGCAGCUUAUUCAGGGUGGGAUGCCAGGCAAUAAUAUGGAAACUAAUAUGAUUAGAGGUGCGCCUUCAAGGGAUACAGGGAAAUCUCCAAUUACACAGACUCAUGCUUCCUCUGGCAUGCCUUUCAAGGAACAACAUCUGAAACAGCUUAGAGCUCAAUGUCUUGUCUUUUUGGCAUUCAGAAACAAUAUGUUGCCAAAAAAACUACAUCUGGAAAUUGCAAUGGGGGAUUUCCAAUCAAAAGAAGAUGAACCUAGGAAGGAGCUGAUGUAUAUUAAAGGGGAGGAACAAUCAAUGAGUGAAUCAAAUUGCACUCCUGUAGGCAAUUUUCCAUCAAGACUGAGUAUAACAAGAGAAUCAGAAACAGCUCUCCCAACAUCCUCAUCAAGUGAAAUUGGUCCUCAGGUGAACUUAGCAAAAGCUGUUGAUCCAGUAGAGAAUAAAGACGGCCUUCCUUCAAAUCAUUCCUUGCAUGCAGAGGAAAGGACUCUUCAUUCAUAUUCUGCAAGAGGCAGAGAGGCUGAAAUACCAGAAUCACGCAUGUCUCUUGCUAUGGAUCCAAAACCAGAUUCAUUAAAGGGAAUGCAGGGCAGUAAUCUGAACAGAGAUGGAGAAAGUUGGAGGCAAUCUGGAAAUCCAAAUCAUGCUUUUUCUUUAAUGUCCACAAGCAAACAAAUGAGGUCUGAUACUGUUAACUGGAAAGUUCAAGGUGAUACUGUUAAGGCAUGUGGUCCUAGUUCUCUAAAUCUCCUUGAAUCAGCCAUCGAUGGAAAAAAUAACGCAUCACAGCAAAAUCAAAGUCUGGGUGAUCAUGAUAUACAAGGUAUGCGUUAUCCUGAUAACUACUUGGCAAGAGAUCAAUGGAAACCAAUCCUGGGGAGAGAAACUGAAAAUCAUGCAGUUGGGCUGACAGGUACCAAUCUUUUGGCUAAGAAUAUGCUGGAGAGUUCAAAUUUUUUACCUGGUGAUGAUGUGGAAAGAAAUGUUGGUCCUUUAGGACCAGUGGUAACUUUUCAAUAUGAGGAGGACAACUCUGAUGGUGGGGAUUUGCCUCCAUCUCCGAAGUAUACCACUUCAGAGAAGUGGAUCAUGGAUCAGCAGAAAAGAAGGGCUCUAGUUGAGCAAACAUGGAGGCUGAAACAACAAAAGACCGAGCAAAAAAUUGGUGCUUGUUUCGAGAAGUUAAAGGAAAAUGUGAGCUCAUCUGAAGACAUUUCAGCAAAAACAAGAAGUGUAAUUGAACUGAAGAAGCUUAAGUUAUUGGAGAUUCAGCGUCGACUUCGGAGUGAUAUACUAAGUGAUUACUUUCGACCAAUAGCAACUGAGAUGGAUCGUUUGAAGUCCAUCAAGAAAAACAGGCUAGGUAGGAGACCAAAGCAAAUAGAAAGAUUUGAGCAAAAGAUGAAGGAAGAACGACAAAGGAGAACACGUGAUAGACAAAAGGAGUUCUUCAGUGAAAUUGAAGUUCACAAGGAGAGACUAGAUGAUGUGUUCAAAAUGAAGAGAGAACGUUGGAAAGGUUUCAAUAGAUAUGCGAGAGAGUUUCACAAAAGGAAGGAAAGGGUACACCGUGAGAAGAUUGACAGAAUCCAGAGAGAGAAGAUCAAUCUGUUAAAAAUAAAUGAUGUGGAGGGGUACCUUCGAAUGGUUCAGGAUGCAAAAUCAGAUCGUGUUAAGCAACUAUUGAAGGAGACAGAGAAAUACCUCCAAAAGCUUGGGUCCAAACUGCAGGAGGCAAAGGCCACAGCAAGACAUUCUGAAACUGAUAUUGAUGAUAGUUAUGUCUCAAACAUUUUUGAGAACAACGAUGUAGAAAAUGAAGAUGAAGCUGAUCAGGCAAAGCAUUACAUGGAAAGCAACGAGAAAUAUUAUCUAAUGGCUCACACUGUAAAGGAAACCAUUGCAGAACAGCCAACUUCCCUUGAGGGUGGAAAACUAAGAGAGUAUCAAUUGAAUGGACUUAGAUGGCUGGUUUCACUUUAUAAUAACCAUCUGAAUGGUAUUCUUGCUGAUGAAAUGGGUCUUGGUAAAACUGUUCAGGUUAUUUCAUUGAUAUGUUACCUAAUGGAAACAAAGAAUGACAGAGGCCCGUUUCUAGUUGUAGUGCCGUCCUCUGUUCUGCCUGGAUGGGUUUCAGAAAUCAGCUUCUGGGCUCCUAGCAUAAACAAAAUUGUCUAUUCAGGACCUCCUGAAGAGAGACGAAGACUAUUUAAGGAAAGAAUUGUUCACCUGAAGUUCAAUGUUCUCCUUACAACAUAUGAGUACCUGAUGAAUAAGCAUGAUAGACCAAAGUUGAGCAAGGUAGACUGGCAUUAUAUUAUAAUUGAUGAAGGCCAUCGAAUAAAGAAUGCUUCCUGCAAGUUGAAUGCUGAUUUGAAGCAAUAUCGUAGCGCGCACAGGUUGCUAUUGACAGGGACCCCUCUGCAGAACAAUCUGGAGGAACUCUGGGCACUACUUAACUUCUUGUUGCCUAAUAUCUUCAACGCUUCUUGUGAUUUUUCUCAGUGGUUUAACAAACCAUUUGAGAGCAAUGGUGAUAAUUCACCUGAUGAAGCUCUACUUUCUGAGGAGGAGAAUCUUCUCAUCAUCAACCGUCUACAUCAAGUUCUGCGACCAUUUGUACUCCGUAGACUAAAACAUAAGGUGGAAAAUGAAUUGCCUGAGAAGAUCGAAAGGCUCGUAAGGUGCGAGGCCUCUUCAUAUCAAAAACUUUUAAUGAAGAGAGUGGAUGAGAACCUUGGUGCUAUUGGGACUUCAAAGGCACGGACGAUUCACAACUCUGUGAUGGAGCUGCGUAAUAUAUGCAAUCAUCCUUAUCUUAGUCAGCUUCACGUGGAGGAGGUUCAUGACUAUGUCCCUAAGCAUUAUUUGCCAAAUGUUGUGAGACUGUGUGGGAAGCUGGAAAUGUUAGACCGAAUAUUACCGAAGCUAAAAGCAACUGAUCAUAGGGUCCUGUUUUUUUCCACUAUGACUAGGCUUCUCGAUAUUAUGGAGGACUAUCUCUGGGUGAAACAGUACCGCUAUCUUCGUUUGGAUGGGCAUACUGCUGGUGGAGAUCGAGGAGGUCUAAUUGACCAGUUCAACCAACCCAAUUCACCGUUCUUUAUUUUUUUGCUUAGCAUCCGAGCUGGAGGUGUUGGUGUAAAUCUUCAAGCUGCUGAUACCGUGAUCAUUUUUGACACAGACUGGAAUCCGCAGGUUGAUCUACAAGCCCAGGCACGGGCACACAGAAUUGGUCAAAAGAAGGAUGUUCUUGUUCUUCGUUUAGAAACGGUCCAUUCAGUGGAGGAACAGGUUAGGGCUGCAGCGGAGCAUAAACUCGGAGUUGCUAAUCAGAGCAUUACUGCUGGUUUUUUUGAUAACAACACUAGUGCUGAAGAUCGAAGAGAAUAUCUGGAGGCUCUUUUGCGGGAGUCUAAAACGGAGGAAGCAACACCUGUAUUGGACGAUGAUGCAUUGAAUUAUCUCAUUGCCCGAAGUGAAUCUGAAAUAGAUGUAUUUGAGUCGGUGGAUAAACAAAGAAAGGAAGAAGAAUUGGUGAAGUGGGAAAAUAUGAUGGUAGAACAGGGAAAGAAAGCCUGUGAUCUUCCACCUUCUAGAAUUCUUACAGAUGAUGACAUCAGACCAUUUUACGAAGCAAUGAGCAUAUCUGAAGUAUCUGCUCCUCGGGCGGCAUCUACUUCUGGGUCUAAACGGAAGAGAGGGCAGGGUGGGGGCCUCGACACACAGCAUUAUGGAAGGGGAAAAAGAGCAAGAGAGGUCCGAAACUAUGAAGAGCAAUGGACAGAAGAGGAGUUUGAGAAGUUGUGUAAAGCUGAUUCUCCAGAUUCUCCAAAGCCAAAAGAAGAAGUGGAGAAAAUUUUGCCAGUGCUUGCCGGCGAGCUCAUUACUGAUUCUAUUCAACUUGAACCAACCGAUGCUACUCAACUUGAACCAACCGAUGCUACUCAACUUGAAGCAACAGAUCCCUCCAUGUUAUCACCCAAUGUUCCAACAGGAACUCCUACCCAACCUAACAAGGAUAUAAUUCCACCAACCAGUGUUACUCCUUCAUUAAAUUUAACUCCGAUCCCCACUGUAACUCCUCCAGCUAAAAGGGGACGUGGAAGGCCAAAAAGAGUGAAAGUGGAUAUCUCCUUCACUGCUGCAGUCCCAAUACCUUCUGGAGUCUCCACAACUAAUUUGACUCCCCAGAGUGCUCCUGUUCCAGUCAACCCUAUUGCACCUGCUGCUUCUAGCUCACAGGCCCUCUCUCCACUUCCAGCUGUUGUCUCUCCUACUCAACCUGUUUUGGAGAAUGUAAACACUGUAGCUGCGACACCAAGGCGUAGAGGAAGAAAACCCGCUUCUGUUGCUCAAACUCAACUUCCUUCAGCUCCCACCAUAAAGUCUGAGCUGGGAACCGAGAGAGAAACUCUUCUCAACUCGCCAAUUGCCUCGUCUCAUGAUACGCCCCCCGGUUUUACCCCUGUGAAAGCUUUGCCUGCUAUCCCGGUUCUUCCGGCUUCUUUUGGAGACAAAAAGGAAUUGGAGGCGAAUCCUGUUGAUUCUACUCCAGCUACUUCUGUUGCAAACAGUAUUACUGUAACUGUUCAUAAUCAGGUUGUUUCAGUUCUUCCUAGUGCCCAAGAUGUUUCUCCCUCUCUUCCUUCUAGUUCUGUUUCUCAAUCUGUUGUCAUUGAGCCUGGUGUAAACAAGCAGCCUGCUGGACGAGGUCGUGGAAGUCAAUCAUCUGUAGAAGUUCAGGUGCCAAGACGGAGAGGUAGGAGAUCUGCAACGAUAGAGCCUGUUUCUGACCAAGUAGUUGGCCAGAUUCCACAGUUAAACGAACAACAAACAAAAGGUAGAGGUAGGGGAGGAAAAGCUAUUAGUACCCGGAGAAAAAGAGAACUUGAAGCUUUGGAAGUGAUGAAUAACACCACCGGACAGGAAGUGGGGUCUACCGAAGUAUUGGAUGUUCCUUCCAAACGCAAGAAACAAAAAAACGUUUCGAGUACAGGGGAGAAUGUGGACAAAUUCUCUGGCGAGCCCCACAAGGAUGAAAUUGUCGGAAAAACACUUGAGAAUGCUGACACUGCCUUAGAAAAGACACCUGCUUCAAUGGAUAAUGAGAUUGGCAGUGGUAACUCAGCGAUUGCAGUUGAAUUGGAGAAGCCUGAAGUUCUGGUAUCUUGUGGUCGGCAAGAUCAGAGUUCAAGAAUGGUUGAGAAAUCUGACAAUUCUAGUGACAAGCGGGAAAAGGAAUUCCCUACAAGUGAAGGUACAGACAAACAUGCACAUAAAUAUGGUAUUGAGAUAACAGAGGUUGAUGGACUAAGGGUUGAACAUACACAUGAAAAGGUUGUCAUUUCUAACCCGAAGACGAUUAAUAAUCAAAAUUCAGAUACAAAGUCUUUGGAUUUGUCAACAGAGUCAAGAAAGGUAUCUUCAACUUUGGAAGUGAAGAAUGAUGUUGAGGUGCAGUCUUCUGAACUUUGUUCUGAUGAAUUAGGAGAACAAAAGAUCAACAAAGUUAUUCAGCAGCAAAAUAGCUUGUCAACAAAUGUCAAUGAUGGAAAUGGAGCUGACAAAGUAGGUGCAACAACACAGUCUGUCCUGAAUUCUGUUAAGUUCCCUGAGGGGGUGGAUAAUCAAUGUAUAGAUAAGAUUUCUGAUGAUAAAGAUAAGAUUCAAGAAGGUGAUAGUACAAGCAACCUCCCUACAAAGUCUCCGACUCUGAUUGAGAAAGCACAUGAAAGCGAAUGUGGUGGUAGUGUUUCUAGGUCUGAGAUUUCUGAUAAGCAAAGUCUUGUGGCAGAAGUACCAGCAGCUAUGAAACUUUUAGCUUCAGAUUUACCGAUGAUAAAUAUCAGUUCAGAGCUGGCUCUUGAGGUCGAGACAACUGAAAGGAGUGCUGAUGUUUCCAUUGAUGCAGCUCCUCUGGAAGCUUUUCCUCCUGAAAUUGAGAAAGUAGAUGGACAAGAAAGUGACAGUGAUGGUUCUGUCAUCGAAAAGGUAUUUGUGUCGGCAUCGGAGGGGGAUGAUAAACAAAUUCCGGUGAUAGCUGAACCAGAAACACUAGUAGUUUCAGCUUCAGAUUCAAUAUUGACUGAUGUAGUUCCUGGACAGACUCUUGAUGUUUCAACUGAUGCUGAUCAUAUUUCAGCUGGAUUGAAAAAUUCCCCCCCUGAAAAUAAGCUUCAAAAGGGCGAAUGUACUAGUGACCAUUCGGAGAAGUUUGAGACUACAACAGAAAAAUUAAAUGGAGGUGGCAGUGAUGACUCUUUCCCGGGAAAGGCCUUGAUUCUAGAGGCAUCAGCAACAAUUGAAAUGCCAGGUUCAGAUUUGAAGGAGUCUAAUGUCAUUGAGGAACAGGCUACUGAAGAUAUUACUACCAAUGACUUAAACCCAUACAAACAAAUGGAGAAUACACAUGGCCAAGGAUUGGAUGAGAAGCCUUUAUCAGAAUCUGAAACUAAAAUGGCUGCUUCUGGUGUAGAUCCUACAGUGACAGAUGGAAGCAUGAACAAGGAUAAUGUUUCAGCGACUGAAGAUGUAAGAUCACUGGAUCCUAAAGGCAGCCAGAUGGAGAUCACAAAUCCGAUGGCUGAGUCUGGGAUUCAAACAGAAGUGGUUGUGGGAGACUCAAUCCCUGGGAAUUCCCUGGCUUCAGAAACUGAGAUUUCAUGCUUCAAGGUGGAAACUUCUAUUGACAUGGCUGAUCAUAGUAGUGGAGGAGAUGACAAAACAAGCAUACUGGUGAACAACGAAACUAGAUCUACUGAUGAGCCAUUGAAAUCUCCAGACAAUGAUGAUAUUGUAACUGAGAAUAUGGAUAUGGAUACCACUGCCAAUUGUGUUUUUGAAACGGAAAAUAGCCAUGAUGAUAUCGUUACAUGUACUGGAACUCCUGAAAAUUCAACUAAGAUGGAUGCAGAAGAAAAUGAGAAUAAUUCCUCUGACGAGUUGAUGAGAUCUGAUACUCGUGUUUUGGGGGAAAAUGCUUCAUCAGAAACGGAUAAUACAGAAAAUACCAAUUUGGAGAUGUCCAUUAUGGGCAAUGCUAAGGCAGAUAGUUUGAUUGAUCAAGAAAAACCAAACGUUCCAGCUGAGAACAAUCUAGGCAAUAUCUCGUCAUCUGGAGAUGAUUUUGCUGUUUCUUCAGAUGCAACUGAAAAUCAAGCCGGGAAUAAUGACUCCUCUGCAGGGCAAUUGAAUGAGUUAAACAUGGAGGAGGAAGAGGCUCAUCUCUCUAAGAAAGAAACGGUGGAUGUACAGAUAUCUGAGUCAUUAGAUACGGUUAUGAUUGAUGUCCAACCACCCUCUGAAGCCCAAUUGAUGGAUGAUUUAGCUAAUCCGGAUCCAAAACAACCUGAUUCCUCUGACCAAACUCAUUUUCAGUCUGAAAAUGAAGUGGUCCCAUUAGAAACCACCCCUGUUUCACCUGAAAGGGAGGGAGAUUCCAUUACAGAAUGUACCAGUCCUAAACCGGAUGAUAAAAUUCACGAUUCUGUUGCGGUUACAAGGGAGAGUGAAAUUCAAGAGUUUGAUGCGGCUGUGGAGACAACCUCAAUUUCUGUCAUGCCUAUUAUCAAUGACGGUCUAACACUGGAAGUUGGAGAAUCCCCAUCUCAAGGACUUCAAAUUCUCUUGACUGCAGAAGAAGAAGCUCCCGAGGCUGAUGCAGCUCUUUCUCAGCUACCAGAAACUAAAGUUGAAACUGGAGAUUCAGCUUCUAAAGACGAUACCAUACAGAAAGCUGAAGAGAAAGCAGCAGUGGAAGAAACUAGGUUGGGCAGAUCAGAUAUUAUUUUGAAGGAGGAUGAAGCUGGAGAUUCAGCUUCUAAAGACGAUACCAUACAGAAAGCUGAAGAAGAAGCAGCAGUGGAAGAAACUAGGUUGGGCAGAUCAGAUAUUAUUUUGAAGGAGGAUGAUGCUAUUGUGGUGAAGGGUGGUCAGAUUAUUUUGAAGGAGGAUGAAGCUGGAGAUUCAGCUUCUAAAGACGAUACCAUACAAAAAGCUGAAGAAGAAGCAGCAGUGGAAGAAACUAGGUUGGGCAGAUCAGAUAUUAUUUUGAAGGAAGAUGAUGCUAUUGUGGUGAAGGGUGGUCAGAUUAUUUUGAAGGAGGAUGAAGCUGGAGAUUCAGCUUCUAAAGACGAUACCAUACAGAAAGCUGAAGAAGAAGAAGCAGUGGAAGAAACUAGGUUGGGCAGAUCAGAUAUUAUUUUGAAGGAGGAGGAUGCUAUUGUGGUGAAGGGUGGUCAGUUUAUAUCGGUGCUUGAGACGAUUAAAUGUUUGAGAUCAAAAUCGACUUCUUCAGGACUCGAUUAUCCUUAUCCUUACUGACUGUCUCGAUAUGGCAUAUGGUCUAUUUUGAAAUAGAAAAACAAAAGGUAGAUAUUAUGAUUAGUUAGUAGUGUUAAUAUACUCCUCUUUUCAUAUAAGUUGCAAACCUCAUAUUUAUAGCUGCUGUUCUCCAAUCUCCCAACAUAUUGUAAUUGUCACCUUCUAUUGAUAAUCCCCCAUGUGUAUGAAACUAUUUACAACUCAACAAUUAAGGGAUAAGUCUCUGUUUUUGCACUCCCUUU
Molecule: messenger RNA, 10185 nt
Organism: Impatiens glandulifera
Lineage: Eukaryota; Viridiplantae; Streptophyta; Magnoliopsida; Ericales; Balsaminaceae
Product: chromatin structure-remodeling complex protein SYD
Exons: 35
Coding region: 320-9943 (3207 amino acids)
Biological process (GO): positive regulation of transcription by RNA polymerase II
Cellular component (GO): nucleus
Molecular function (GO): histone binding; ATP-dependent chromatin remodeler activity; DNA binding
Source: RefSeq, a predicted model, not a curated record